CAGGGGGAGGAGGUGUUUGGCUCGCGCUUUGACGUCAGCAGUCCUCACACACGGGAUCGGUCGGUCUGUCCGCCUCCUGCAGCCCGGUCAGGCACAGCCGCACGCCUCCCGCGUCCAGCCGUACUGCUUCUUUCCACCGCACGGCUGUCUUCAUGUAGACCGCAGAGCCGGGCACGACAGCUGAUUCACUCUUUUCUUUUUAGGCCUAUUUUUGCUGCUUCUUCUUGUUCCUGUUGUUUUUAAUUUGGCUCGAUUGGAUCCCCGGCUGCCAAUGCAGGGAGGCCUGAUGGAGAAGAUGUCCCGACACCCCGUCCCGCUCAAUCCAAGUUUUCUCCCCCCGGCGACGCACGGAGUCCUCAAGUCCCUCCUGGAAAACCCGAUGAAGCUGCCGCUGCAUCACGAAGCUUUUGGCAAGGAGCAGGAGAAGGAGAAGAACCUGGAGGAGGAGCGCAGUGCGCCCCAGUCGGCCUUCCUGGGCCCCACCCUGUGGGACAAGACCCUGCCCUACGAUGGAGACACCUUCCAGCUAGAGUACAUGGACCUGGAGGAGUUCCUGUCUGAGAACGGGAUCCCCUCCAGCCCCUCACAGCACCACCACAACCAGCACCAACCACACACUCCGACAUGCCAGCCGCCAAUCAUGCCACAAGCCCCGCCCACACCUGCGCCAUCCGUGAUGGACCUCAGCAACCACGCCUCCACCUCCGUACACACGAGCGUCGUCUCUCCGAACUGCCUGCACGGCAGCCCAGCCAGAGCAGGCCUCCCGAACUCCAGAAACACUCCCAGCCCCAUCGACCCAGACUCCAUCCAGGUUCCUGUUAGAUACGAGCCCGACCCGGCCGACCUGGCUCUGUCCAGCGUGCCGGGCCAGGAGAUGUUCGACCCACGCAAACGCAAGUUCUCGGCCGAGGAGCUGAAACCACAGCCCAUGAUCAAGAAAGCUCGCAAGGUGUUCAUCCCAGAGGACCUGAAGCAGGAUGACAAAUACUGGGCCAGGCGCAGGAAGAACAACAUGGCAGCCAAGCGGUCCCGGGACGCGAGGCGGCUCAAAGAGAACCAGAUUGCCAUCCGAGCCGGCUUCCUGGAGAAGGAGAACUCUGCUCUGAGGCAGGAGGUGGCCGACCUGAGGAAAGAGCUGGGGCGCACCAAGAACAUCCUGGCCAAGUACGAGGCGCAGCACGGGCCGCUGUGAGGACACACACGCACACUCACACACACUCUGAGAAUGAUGACCCGGCCUCCUCCUGAUCCACCAGCGACCCUCUUCUCACCUCACACGGUCCUGACGGCUCGACUCACAGCAGGCGAAGGGUUUUGUGGCCCUUUGAGGUUGUUUCAGUGAUCUCAUUGGACUCGGACCGAUGACACGUCAGUCCGAGUCCAAUGAGACGUCACCAGAUUGUGUGCUCUGUCGGAGCCAGGAGCGUUAACGACAGUAUUCCCAGCUUCCUCCUUAACGUUUGCCAUCUGUUUCCGUGGCAACAGUGGCCGAGCCGCUGGUUAAAGACGGGCAGUCUGCUCCUGAGCCGUGAGUCGAGCCCAUUGGUCAGGACUUUCACUCACACACACACCUGUAGGACGUCUCUUUGGCCCUGCGAGUUCCCAUCUCUGACUGCCGCCACACUGAAGCCGCCUGCUGUCUGACCUUUGACCCCUCCUCCUCUCCCUGUGUUCGGUAAAGGCACUUUAGAACGUCUCAGACUCCGCCCCCGGCCCAGGUGUGUUCCCGCAGUGCACCUGUUCACAUGUGUAUACCUGCCUCGUUCUGCUCCUGAUGACUCUGUGUGUGAAUGUGUAGCGCCUCCUGUUGGUCAGUCAGCUCGUGUCCUGUUUCCUGUUCCUGUCAGGGGGUCAGUGUUUUUAUGAACAUUUCUGGAAAGAGGACAGUGGAUUUCAGAAGUUCACACUCACUGACUUUGAUAUUGUGCCCCAAAAUGCCAAAAGUCUUUCCUAGUAGCCCAUGAAAAUUUUUUGAUAAAUUUGUUAAAAGCCCCCGCAAAGCAUCUGUUCUGGUCAUCGAGCUGACAGCAUCAGUGAGCGCGUCUUUAAAAGCUCAAGUCAUGACGAGACCCGAAUCGAGCGGAACCCAAAGACACUCGACGUUUUCUGUUUUUUUUCUGGCCUCGUGACUUUGACCUUCGGUGCUGACGUGACUUCACGCUGAGAAUGUGAGCUGAAACCUGUCAGCGUUUGAACGUCCUGCACGUCCCGUCCAUCCGUGUGACGUCCCGCGUCUCUCUGGGACUGACGGAGUCCGUUAAAGUCCGCUCAGAAAGGCUGGAGAAACGGCCGCAGGCCCACACUCGCGCUGCUUUGUCAGUUGAAACGGCGAGCGUUCGCUCAGUCAGGUGAUACGGAGCAAAGCGAGGGCAUCGCAGCCAGAGCUUUCAGGAUCACCUUUAGUGUGAGUGAGAUCAUCUGGGAUCCUGACAUUUUUCUGAUUAUCCUCCUUAGCCUCCUCUUUUUGUCCAAAUCAGUCUCAUUGAUGACACAUAAUCGUUAUCAGAAGACAGUGAGGUCACGUGAACGUGUUUUAACUGAAGGCGAUCGAAGGUGAUGCUCUUUUAACCACAGAGUGACUGAUUUUAUUUGUGGGUAAUCAGAGGAAAACGCGAGUUUGUUUGAAACGAGUCGUCUUCAGAUGAUCCACCUCGAUGUCGUCCAGACGAGUGGAUCAGCGACGUCGUUUUCUCACAGGAUGAGGAUGAGGGUUUUUACAGCACUGAGCUGCACCGUCAGCUGAUGUCCUGCCACCUGGUGGCCGGAUGGCAGCAUUACAGCAAUGCUUUUGCAGCUGGACUGUCUGCCUGCCUGCCUGUCUGCCUGCCUGUCUGUCUGCCUGCCUGUCUGCCUGCCUGCCUGUCUGUCUGCCUGUCUGUCUGUCUGCCUGCCCUGGACUUCACCCCCUCAGGCUUUCACAACUCGAGUUUACUUUAACGGAUUCCUCUAAGCUUCUCUGAAAAGGACGUUUCCACACUUUUUUGUGAUGAAGAGGCAGAACUCGGGCUGCAGUCUGACGGGACUCAGUGAAGGAAAAAACUUUUUUAUUAUUUCCGAUCAGGAAUUCGACCCAGACUGUCAAAAACAGAACAAACUGUGAUUUUAACAAACAAACCGCACCGUCUGCUUUUGUUUUGCAUGUUUUUAUAAGCUCAGAAGGUGGAACAAAUUUCUGUUGAGUUUGAAGUUUCACUUUUGUUUGAACAGGGUUUUUUGUUGUUGAUUCACUAUAGAAACCAAACUUCAGUGCAAUAGAUGGCUCCUUAUGGCUUUGGCAUGAACUUUAUUGUUUUCUCUGUCGUAUUUUCUGAAGUGUAGCUCAGUGACGAGUACGCCCCCCGGUGGCCGAGUGAGACAUGAAUGUAUAUUUGAAACCGUGCGUUGGGUGAGUGUUGUUGUCUUAUACUGCGGAAUCACUUUAGUACUCUUUACUACAGACCAAAAGAAUACAGUAUAUAAAGGAUAUAUUGCUAUAUUAAAGGUUUUAAUGUUUAUACAGAGAUAUUCUUCUUGUUUUUGUACAGUGUGUUUUCCUACAUAGAUAUUUCCUGUGUAUUUUGGAAAGGGUUACAUGAAUAUAAGCAGUAUAUAACACAUGUAAUAAAUUUAUUCAGAAAUAUUACCAAAACGGCGAGCCCGAGCGGUCCGGGCGCUGCAUGUGGGCAUUACCGAAAUCCUCCGCGGUUUGUUUGGUGUCUGAUCGUCUCCUCCCCUGCGUAGUUGAAAUACCUCAAAGCCCUGACGUCCCUGCCCUGCGACACACCUGUGCAGGUGCAGCUGAUUCAGUUCUUGGGUAGCACCAGGUGCUCCGCUCACACGCUCACGUCCUUACAGACGCUUUCGUACGUGUAGUUUUCUGGCUGUAUUUGGCCCAGACGAAUGUAUUCUCCCAACCUGCAGCAUUUACUUUUAUUUUUCAGUUUGGUGUGAUUUUUCUCUCAGUUCUGUUUCAAUCUGUGUUCAAAGAUAUUUUUCCUAUAUUUGUCCUCGAUUAUGUUUCUCAUGAUCAGAAAAAGAAUAAAUAAAUGAAAAACAGUUCAA
Scatophagus argus is the source of this 4044-nucleotide messenger RNA. RefSeq names its product HLF transcription factor, PAR bZIP family member b (gene hlfb). The record is from RefSeq and is a predicted model, not a curated record. Gene Ontology annotation, biological process: regulation of transcription by RNA polymerase II. The transcript has 4 exons. Gene Ontology annotation, cellular component: nucleus. The coding region runs from base 272 to 1195 and encodes 307 amino acids. Gene Ontology annotation, molecular function: DNA-binding transcription factor activity, RNA polymerase II-specific; RNA polymerase II cis-regulatory region sequence-specific DNA binding. NCBI's taxonomy places the organism in Eukaryota, Metazoa, Chordata, Actinopteri, Scatophagidae.